AUGGCCUACAGCGGCUCUGACAAGCUCGAUAUCGAGCACAUCGAAGCAAUGGCCUCGUCUCCUGACAACAUCAAGUCUGACUCCGACUAUGACUUCACCCCAGAGGAGGAGCAGAAGCUCGUCCGCAAGAUCGACAUGUUCCUGCUCCCGACAAUCUGGCUCAUGUAUCUCCUGUCGUACAUGGAUCGAACCAACAUCGGCAAUGCGAAGAUCGCCGGCAUGAUGGAAGACCUGAAUCUCAGCUCAAACGAAUACUCUGUUGCCCUCAUAGUCUUCUUCGUAUCUUACGUCGUCUUCGAAGUUCCUUCCAACCUGGUCCUCUCCCGCACGCGCCCCUCCCUUUUCCUCCCCACCAUAAUGUUCAUUUGGGGAGGCAUCACCUGCUGCAUGGCCGCAGUCAAAAACUAUCAUCAACUGGUGGCCCUGCGCUUUGUCGUCGGCAUCUUCGAGGCUGGCUUCGCACCGGGUAUCCUGCUCAUCCUGUCCUCGUGGUACAAGAAGAACGAACAAUCAAAGAGAUUCGGAGUCUACAUCUCAGCAGCCGUCCUGUCCGGUGCCUUUGGCGGUAUCCUCGCCGGAGCCAUCACUGGAGGCCUGGACGGCGCUCACGGCAUUGCCGGCUGGAGAUGGCUCUUCAUCGUUGAGGGAGCGGCGACAUGUGGCUGGUCCAUCGUCUCGGCCUUCCUCCUGCUCGACUUCCCCGCGACGAGCAGGAAGCUCUCGGAACGCGAGCGUGCCAUCGCCGUGCACCGGCUGACGAGGGACAACGCGUCCGCAGAAACAGAGGACGAGGUUCACCUCAGCCCGGUGCAGGCCCUCCUCGAGGCCAUGCGUAACUGGCGCACCUGGCUGAUGGUCGUCGGCUACAUGGUCAUCGUCGGAUCCUCUACCCUCUCCUACUUCUACCCGACUCUCGUCAAGGGUCUUGGCUACACCUCGCACAUGGCACAAUACAUGGUCGUCCCCAUCUACGCCGCCUCCUUCGUCGCCGUCUUCCUCUCAGCCAUCCUGCUCGACAAGCUGCCGACGUACCGCGGCAUGGCCAUCGCCAUGUGGCUGCUACUAGCAACAGGCACGUCCAUCGCCGUGACGUGCCUGCCCAACGCCUUCACGGCGCGCUACGUGCUGCUCGUGCUCAUGGCCUCAGGCCUGUGGUCGGCCAACGCGCUGGCCCUGUCGUACGCCUCGUCGACCUUCGGCGCCUGCAUGCGCUCGCGCGAGGUGCGCGGCGUCGCCCUCGCCCUCGUCAACGCCCUCGGCAACCUCGCCCAGAUCUACGGCGCCUACCUGUUCCCCACCGACGACGCCCCCGGCUACACCAUGGGCUUCGGCGUCAUCAGUGCCAUGUGUGGCGUCGGCGUGCUCGUGUACGCGGGCGCGCAUAUGGUGGUGAGGUAA
Lasiodiplodia theobromae is the source of this 1398-nucleotide messenger RNA. Its product is annotated as Vitamin h transporter. The transcript is spliced from 5 exons. Gene Ontology annotation, biological process: transmembrane transport. The record is from RefSeq and is a predicted model, not a curated record. NCBI's taxonomy places the organism in Eukaryota, Fungi, Ascomycota, Dothideomycetes, Botryosphaeriales, Botryosphaeriaceae. Bases 1 to 1398 code for a protein of 465 amino acids. Gene Ontology annotation, molecular function: transmembrane transporter activity. Gene Ontology annotation, cellular component: membrane.